This is a messenger RNA of Nicotiana attenuata, 1977 nucleotides long. Its product is annotated as DNA-(apurinic or apyrimidinic site) lyase, chloroplastic. Gene Ontology annotation, cellular component: nucleus. Gene Ontology annotation, molecular function: endonuclease activity; phosphoric diester hydrolase activity; DNA binding. The record is from RefSeq and is a predicted model, not a curated record. The transcript has 12 exons. Lineage: Eukaryota; Viridiplantae; Streptophyta; Magnoliopsida; Solanales; Solanaceae. Bases 48 to 1655 code for a protein of 535 amino acids. Gene Ontology annotation, biological process: base-excision repair.
AUAAACUUUUUUUUUUCCUCCUCCAUAUAAUAAUCUUACUACAAUCAAUGUUACAAUCUCUCAAAUUAGGCCUAUACAAUUACAUUUAUCCCAAUAGUGUUGGACUGAUUUUAAGGAAACCCAAGUUUCAAGUUUUGGCUUCUGUGAAUUUAACGAUAAUGGGGUCUAAAAAAAGACCCUUUUCAACUUCAUCAGCUAUUGCAAAGUCAAAUGAACCAAUGGGUGUUGCAGCUGAAAAGGGUGUUUCAAAGGAAAAUGGUGACAAGGAGAUUCUUGUGGAGGAUAUGGAAACAGUAGAGAAAAUGACAGUUCCACAGCUCAGAGUGAAACUUAGGAGUCUUGGGAUUCCUUCCAGAGGUACUAAACAAGAGCUUGUUGCUUCUUUGAAGACAUUCCUCAACAGCAAACUUGAUGAUGCAGGCAAUGGAGCUGUGGCACGGGAGGAUCAAGUAUCAUCUGACAAAAGUGUAGGAGUAGCCGAUAACACUUCAAAAAGGAAGGCUAGAAAAGUGUCAAGUAACCAAAGCGAUGUUGCUGCAUCAGAGGUUUCUAGUACCAGGCAGACGAAAAAAUGGGUGAAAAAAGACAACACCAAGGAUACCAGUGUUGACAUUAUUGUUAAACAAGCUGAAAUUACCCAGGAGCUCUCCGCUGAAUCUAAUGACAUCAAAGGCAAGAAGACUGUACGAGGAAAGAGAAAAGUUUCAUCGGCGACUGCUUCGGCACACAUUGGAGUUUCUGAGGGCGUGGAUAUUUCUGUAAAUCAAGAUGAACCUUGGACUAUUUUCGCUCACAAGAAGCCCAAAGAUGGGUGGAUUGUAUACAAUCCUAAAACAAUGAGGCCACCUCCUCUUUCUAAGGAUACAAAACAUGUUAAGUUAUUGUCAUGGAACGUCAAUGGUUUGAGGGCUCUAUUGAAGUUAAAGAAUCUUUUGAUACAGCAGCUUGCCGAUAGAGAAGAUUUUGAUGUUCUGUGCUUACAGGAAACUAAACUACAGGAUAAAGAUGUUGAAGCGAUCAAAGAAAGUCUCAGUGGCUAUGAGAAUAGCUUUUGGACAUGCAGUGUCGCUAAGCUUGGGUAUUCUGGUACUGCAAUAAUCUCUCGGAUCAAACCACUUUCUGUCAGAUAUGGUCUCGGUAUACCUGAUCAUGAUACCGAAGGGCGACUUGUCACGGUGGAAUUUGAUUACUUCUAUUUACUGUGUGGAUAUGUUCCAAAUUCUGGUGAUGGACUACGACGAUUGACGUACAGAAUUACAGAGUGGGAUCCUUCUCUUGGCAAUUACAUGAAAGAGCUAGAAAAGUCAAAACCUGUUGUUUUGACCGGUGAUCUAAAUUGCGCCCACGAGGAGAUAGAUAUUUAUAAUCCUGCUGGAAAUAAAAGAAGUGCAGGCUUUACUGAUGAAGAAAGACAGUCCUUUGAAACAAACUUCUUAAACAAGGGGUUUGUAGAUACAUUCAGGAAGCAGCAUCCUGGUGUCGUUGGUUAUACUUACUGGGGUUACCGCCAUGGUGGACGUAAAACUAAUAAAGGAUGGAGGCUCGACUACUUCCUUGUCUCAGAACGCAUUGCUGACAACGUGCAUGACUCGUACAUUCUUCCAGAUGUAGAUGGCAGUGAUCACAGUCCCAUUGGCCUUAUCCUGAAGCUGUAGGUUCCGACCAUCGUUUUUGCUGAUUCCAACAUCUUGAUGUUUUUCUGAAGAGGGACCAUAACAAAAAACGUGACGAGAAUAUUCUCAAGAAGCUAUGUUGAGUAGAUAUUUUGCAGUUAAGGAUUUGACAUAUAAAUGGUGAAUCCUGAUUUUUGAAGUGGCAUACAAGAUCCUGGAGGAAGCACUGAGUAAAAAUUUUGGAUGACCAUAUCGUAUCAUGUAAUCCUGUCCAACCCUUUUUUGGUUUAACCAUAUGGUGCCUGGAAUAGGUUGACCCGACUAGUUCAGAUUUGCAUCGUAGAAAGCCUACUAUGUUGGUUUA